This is a messenger RNA of Ooceraea biroi (clonal raider ant), 2783 nucleotides long. RefSeq names its product mitochondrial glycine transporter. Gene Ontology annotation, molecular function: glycine transmembrane transporter activity. Gene Ontology annotation, biological process: glycine import into mitochondrion. Lineage: Eukaryota; Metazoa; Arthropoda; Insecta; Hymenoptera; Formicidae. The record is from RefSeq and is a predicted model, not a curated record. Gene Ontology annotation, cellular component: mitochondrion; mitochondrial inner membrane.
ACGGGUGCAUAUUAUAUGAGGCCGAUCCGAAUCUAUCCACCCACGUGAGUACGUUACACGAAAAACGACAAACGAUGUGAACGCAACCAUGAAACAGAUUCGAACAUUUCGAACACCGUUAUUGGAGAGGGGAGAGCACGAGGACAGGUCGUCGGUCAUUCUGGAUUUCUUCGUGGACUUCUCCGGAAGGAUUCCACGACACGUGAUCCCGGUCCCUAUCGUCGCAUGAAAAAGCAAGAGGGUCACCGGACAAAGAGGGCUCCAAGUGACCCGUAGCCAUAGUGUACAUCACGUUUUCGAAUGAAGUCACGUUUAAAUCACGUUUCGGCGGCUGAUAAGCCUGGAAAUUUUUUCUUUUGCGUGAGCAUGCCGCGAUAUGCAGGGUGACCCCGUUGACCCCGAGAGUGGUGAAAUGAAGAUAAAGGGGGACGUAAGUACAGUCGACCGCACGUUUCAAACGUGAGUUGGUGUCGCGUCGCCGUCGGAGACGGGCCUCACUAAAAAAUUUAUCCCGUGUUCGAAAAGUAAAAAUUAGUCGUUACCGUGAAUCAGCUAGUUGAUGAAAAUUGAGUAGACUGCAUGAAUGAUUGGAGCACUCUGAGAAUUCUUUGUAAACGUAAUUUCGAAAAUAAUUUGGAGCUUAAUUCCGAGACGUACGUUUGAAGAUCAACAAUAGUGGGUGUAUACAUUUCACAUUAAACCAGUGAAUAUUAAUUGAUUUACCAUGGAAGUUCUGGGAGCUGUAAGUAUUUCAAAUAUCCUACAUACUUAAAAAUAUAAUUUUUUAUAUGUAGAGUUAAAAAGUAAAAUACAGUUUUAUUACAUCAGUGAUAGCAGGACUAAUAAAUUUGUUAGUUUCAAUUAUCGCGAGACUAUCAAGAAAUCCAAAAUGUGCUUCAUUUUUUAAUAAGUCUUUGCAUACCAGAAACUUUUGGCAAAUCAUUAUAGUGACUCUUCACACGUAAUAAAAGUAGCUACAAUAGUAUUUUACUUUGCAGCAAAAUCAUUCAGGAAUAUAAUCGUAUUUAAAAUUAUUAACAAAUCAUUAGAAAUGAAAUGUAGAACCGCCAAAUUUGUCCAUAAAACUGACUCUUUUUCGGAAUCACCCUAUAUAAUAAUUCGUAUUGCGAAAGAUUCACUAUCGGCGCCUGGUAGGCCUCCCGCGAAGAAGAAAACCGACAAACAAGAGCAAUGAGGCGACUGAUAAAUCACGAAUCACUAUUAAUACACCAUAAUCUCCGUUGACGACAAAUUUACGUAAAGCAUUCAUCAAUCUGUCGAAAUUGUUUUCGCCCUUAUCUGCUAGAAAAAGAAGACCGACCAAGACCUCCCCCGCGGCGCGCUCAAUGUUAACGAAACGGAACAAAACGCAAGAGCAAGUCACGCGAUGUUAAUGAAGAAAUACGCGCGCGCGUAAUUAGUCUAUCGGCUCGCCGCGAAAAAUAUCUAUUUGCCACGACCCGAUAACCCCGUGCUCGCUCGUUACAGCGUUAUAACGAUAACGUUUAAUGUGCUCGUGUGCUCGGCCGAGAUCUUAAGCUCGCACGUGAGCUGACUCGUGUGACGAGAUAGUUCACGAUAUUGUUCAUAAUAAUUUGCGCGCAGACGAGUUCAAAGGUCAUCGCGAUAAUCGGAUAUUUGUGUCGGAUACUCGUCUGGGAUCCAGAGGAUCCCACGACUCGUUUUCGAACGUGAUAUUUCUGCUGAAGAGAAAAGAGAAAUUCAACUCCAUGUACCUGGAGUCAAUUCAAGUCGCGAAUGAUCUCGUGAAGUUCUCGAGAGCGCUUUUCUUAUUUUUUUUUUCCCCGAUCUUUUUGCAGUAUCCGAUCCUGAAGUCUUUCCUGGCUGGCUCGUUCUCCGGGACGUUCUCCACGAUUCUUUUCCAGCCGCUGGACCUGGUGAAAACCAGACUUCAGAGUCGAGUUAAUGCCUCUAAUAUCGGAUCACCAAGAAACGGUAUGUUGGGCACGGUGGCGCACAUCGUUCAGAAAGAGAACGUCUUCGGACUCUGGAAAGGCAUGACACCGUCGAUAACCAGAGUGAUUCCUGGCGUGGGCUUGUACUUCUCGUCGCUGCACUGGCUGAAGCACGCGUUCAAUCUGGAGGAGCCGCUGACAGCCAUGCAAGCAAUCUCGCUAGGCAUCACUGCGCGGUCCAUGUCUGGCGCUCUGCUGAUUCCCAUCACCGUCGUGAAGACACGAUUUGAGAGCGGUGUUUACAAGUACAACAGCAUCGGUGAGGCCCUUCGCCUGAUUUACAAGCAGGAAGGGGUGAAAGGUUUAUCAAGCGGACUAGUGCCUACUCUCCUGCGAGACGCGCCUUACAGUGGCUUAUACCUCAUGUUCUACACUCAACUAAAAAACGCUACUGCCAGUACAGGAACGGCUGAGGCGCCGGUUCAUUUCAGCUGCGGGAUUCUCGCUGGAAUUCUGGCUUCCAUAGUAACGCAACCACCGGACGUAAUCAAGACAAAAAUGCAGUUAUAUCCGAACGAAUUUAACAGCAUUUACCAAGCGACGUUUUUCGUCUACAAAAAGUACGGUGUACUAGGAUAUUUCAAGGGCAUCGUUCCCAGGAUGCUGAGGCGGACCCUGAUGACUACUAUGGCGUGGACCGUGUACGAACAGCUAACGAGGCAAAUCGGCCUGAAGUGAACUAUCGCUGUAUCAAAGUUUGUACGAAGUUUUGUACGAAGACGUGCCGUGUACAGUAUUAACGCAAGAAUGUGUGUAUUAUUAACGCCUCGCAUAUAUUUAUUUAAUAAAUUAUAUAUUUUUGCAAGA